GUUAUAUUGAUAUGAGGUUGUCUUUCUGCCGGUGGUGAUAAUUUGAUUGCAGCUGUUGGUAACGUUUGUAGAGUGCAUGUUGGGUUUGGAAAGUAAUGAAAUUGGAGAAUAUCUUUCGAGCACAUUGCUGUCAAUGGUGGUUGAUCUUCUUGUAGAUUUAGAUGUAAAUAUAACUUGGGAGGAUAUCCUAAAGGAAGAUCAUAAUAGAAGCAUAUUUGAUAUGGAGGUGGAAGACUUGGAGGACAAUGCCGAGAAGAAUUCAGUUGGCAGUCAAAUAGUUUGCAGAAAGGGUGAAGGUUUUGGAGAUCGUAAAUACAAUAUGACUGACAAAUUGGAUUGUGUUAUGGUGAUCGUCUGUGAGCAUAUCAAAUCAUCAGCUUGUGAUGGUCGAUUAGUGAAGAUCUUUGAGACACUGAUAGAGUCCUUUCGAAAAACUAUGCUGAAUGCCCACAAGUCGAAAUUUUCACAGUUCAUAUUCUUCUAUGCUUGUUCGCUGGACCCUGAAAUUUGUGGCUUGAAGUUUGCUAUUCUUCUCACUGAUAUCUUCGUUUCAAAAACCGAGGACCCAAUUUCAAGAAUGAGUGCAAUUGCCUAUGUUGCUAGUUUUUUGUCUCGAGCAAGGUUUAUUUCUUCUGCGGUGGUUUCCAGCAUAGUUAAAAGGUUAGUGGAAUGGUGUUAUGAUUUUUGCUAUGUACAAGCUAGUACCGAAAGAAUAAAGAACCCCAGAGGUCAUCGCCUCUUUUAUGCUGGGUGCCAGGCUGUGAUGUAUAUCCUUUGUUUCCGAAUGCGAUUAUUGAUGGAUAUUCCAGAGCUCAAGGAAAUACUUUUUAAUUUGCCUUUAGAAGCGAUCUUAUGUCAUCCUCUGGAUCCUUUGAGGGUGUGCUUGCCUACGAUUGUGCAGGAAUUCCUACGUCAAGCUAUGGCCGCUCAUUUACUAAAGAAACCUUUCUUGUCCUGCGAUCCAAAUGACUUGCUGGAGUCCGAAUUCUCAAAAGCCUUUGGUGGGGUUGAGAGGCUUGAUAUGUUCUUUCCUUUUGAUCCAUAUUUGCUAAAACAAUCUGACAGAUUCAUGAGGCCCAACUUUGAGUUCUGGUCGAUGGUGAAGAAAACAUAUAGUAAUUUCAACAGUGAUGAUGAUUUCGAUGACCUAGACCCAGAGUCUGCUGAUGAGGGAAGCCAUGAUGGUCUUGAUGAUGAAGAGCUUGUUGAUGAGGACGGUGAAGAUGAUCUUGGGUGUUCCAUGAACAACAUGUCAAUUACUCCAAGACCAGUUUUUGAAAUGGCCACGGCCAGUGGGGGGAGCAUUCCAAUACCCAGUAGAAUGCCUGCCAGAAUCAGACCAUCUGUAAGCCCUAUCUAGUCACCCCUCAUACAAUCAAAUAUUGAUUCAUUUGAUUAUUUGGAGGAUAGAUGCACUCAAUCCAGUUCUUUGAUGAUCUAGAAAGAGCAGUUAUGUUUUCCGUUUAGGACAGCUUUUUUAUUAUUUUCCAAAACAACUUUCUCUUGAAAAAUUUCUAUAACUGUUUUAAAAAAUAAUACGAAAGUUGUCCCAUACGUCCCAAACGAAAUAUAGGAGAAAAAAGUAGUAAUUAAGUAAUUUCGCCUGAAGAAUGAGAUGCUGCAUUUUCAAGUUGUAAUAGUACAGCCAGUACCCUAAAUAGUUCGGAACACAAGCAUUCAUCACUGUUGGCCUUCAAGAGCCACAGAAAGUGUUUGUUAGGCAAUUUUUUAUAUAGUUUGUUUAUUUUGGACCUUUCAGACCAAGUGUACCUGAAUUUUUUUGCAAAAUUUUCAAUGAAAUAGCUUUGUAUCUUUAAUUUCAGUUA
Molecule: messenger RNA, 1826 nt
Organism: Dendrobium catenatum
Lineage: Eukaryota; Viridiplantae; Streptophyta; Magnoliopsida; Asparagales; Orchidaceae
Product: RNA polymerase I-specific transcription initiation factor RRN3
Exons: 10
Coding region: 77-1360 (427 amino acids)
Biological process (GO): transcription initiation at RNA polymerase I promoter
Cellular component (GO): nucleus
Molecular function (GO): RNA polymerase I core binding; RNA polymerase I general transcription initiation factor activity
Source: RefSeq, a predicted model, not a curated record